This is a messenger RNA of Chenopodium quinoa (quinoa), 2151 nucleotides long. Its product is annotated as serine/threonine-protein kinase HT1-like. The transcript has a single exon. Bases 1012 to 1959 code for a protein of 315 amino acids. Gene Ontology annotation, biological process: protein phosphorylation. Lineage: Eukaryota; Viridiplantae; Streptophyta; Magnoliopsida; Caryophyllales; Amaranthaceae. The record is from RefSeq and is a predicted model, not a curated record. Gene Ontology annotation, molecular function: protein kinase activity; ATP binding.
AAGUACCUAUUAUACUAUUAUGAAUUUGUUUUUUUUUUUUAUUUUAUAAAAAAACAAGAUAUAGAGAUAAUUGCUAUAAUGAUAGAAAACAAUCUCUAUAACUUAAUGGUUUAUCAUAAUACUGUCUAUAUGGAUUAUUUUUGAUAAAAAUUUCAGUUUGUUUAAUUGUGAACGAUCUUUUAAGGAUAAUGUUCAUAUAUUAAAAAAGAGAAGAUUAAAAUUCAAUUUGUUUCUAUAUCUUCAUUUGUAUAUAGCUAAUCCUAUAUAUGAAACUACCCCUCCCUAUUUUAUUCAAAAAAUAAAAGCUAAUCCUAUAUUUAAUUAUCUGUUGCAAUUUGCAAUUAAAAUAUCCAAAUGAACCCUUUCAAAAAAAAAUAUUUACUAAUAAAUAAAAAAAAUCCAAUUAAAAAAAAAAAUUAAAAAAAAAAAAUUUGAAAAAAACACGGAGGAAUUACUUGAAGUAAACGUAUUAGAUUGGCGGCAUAAACUUCCCAUAAAUGAAUAUGUAUAUAACAAGUAAAUUAUGGGCAAAAUAAAUAAUCAAUCUCCUAAAAAAAAAUCAUAAUUUUCUCUCAUCAAAUUCUAUUUUAUUUUAAACUAAAAGUUGUUAAGAAAAAACUAAUCGAAUUCUCCUACAUAACAGCAUAAUUUGGAUCCCUUUUUCAUAUUCUAAGAACCCUAAUCUCUCAAGUUUUUUUCAUCCCACAAAAUUUUUCAUUGCUCCCCCUCUCUAAAUUUUUUUUUUUUUUCGAAAAACAUUUGUGUAAGACCGUCUUAUAAUUGGUUGUCGAAGGCCAAAGGCCGAGAACGGUGUUGGGUUGAUCACAGAUUUGGUUCGUUUAAAUCGUAUUCGUAUUGAAGAUCAUGGCGCCAACAUUAUUGUAUGAUCCAAGCUUAAACAAUGUGUUUUAUCAUGAUCAAUGCAAUCAAUGUUUUCCUUUGUAACAAGUUUUUCUACGUGUGUCGUUUCGAGGAUUCGAUCUAUUUUAACGGAGUGAACGUUCGUUAGUCAUGUUUCGGAUCAUGGAGGAGGAAGGAGAUUUGGAUUUCUCGCAGUUACAGUAUGUUAAAAAACUGGCUCAAGGUGCAGAAAGCAGUAUAUAUUACGGUAUAUACCGCGACAGAGACGUGGCUGUUAAGGUAUUCAAGGAGAUCGAUGAUGAACGAGAAGAUCGUGAGUUACACGCAGAUCGAUUGAGGAAACAGUUUGAUCAGGAGAGGAAGAUACUGUUACGGCUUCGACACCCGAAUGUGGUGGAAAUUGUUGCAGCCUGCAGGCAGACAUCAGUUUACUGUAUUUUGACAGAGUUUAUGUCAGAGGGUUCUCUGAGGGCGUACUUGAACAGGUUCGAAAGGAGUAAAAUUAUGCUUCCUUUCGAGAAAGUUGUUGUGAUUGCGUUAGAGAUUGCUAGAGGGAUGGAGUAUGUGCACUCUCAAGGGAUUAUACAUCGCGAUAUAAAGCCUGAGAACAUCCUGAUUGAUCAGGGUUUUCGUCUGAAGAUUGCAGAUCUUGGUGUUUCCUGUGAGGCAAAAGGGUGUGAUUACAAAGAUGUAGGGACUUUUCGAUGGAUGGCACCGGAGAUGAUCACACGAAAAAAGUACUGCAGGAAGGUUGAUGUGUAUAGUUUCGGGUUGUUGUUGAAUGAGAUGGUUUCAGGGAGUACUCCUUUUGGUAAUUUGAGUCCGGUUCAAGUUGCUUAUGGCGUUGCUAACAAGAACUUGAGGCCUGAGAUUUCUAAGGACUGUCCUGAGUUUAUGAGGCUGCUGAUCGAACGGUGUUGGAGCAAGAAUCCUAAGAAGAGGCCUGAGUUUUCGGAGAUUGUGAAUGUUUUGGAGAAGUUUGAAGGAUUUCAGGAUGAUAAUGAAGGGAAUGCGAAGAUGUUGCAGCAAUGUGUAAAACAGAAUCAUCACAAGAAGGGGUUGUUCCACUUGAUUCGAAAGCUUUGUAUAUUUCCAUGACUUGGGGAAAUUGGUUUUUGUUUUCCUUGAGUGUGAUUCAAUUGAUUAGGUGUUUUGUUAGAUUCUCUUAACUUGUUAGUUUUUCUUGAUUAGAAACUCAAAAAGUUGUAAAUACAAUCAUCUCUUUAAGUUUUUCUAUAAAGAUUUUGGAAUAUUUUGAUUCAAAGAUGUAUUGAAUGAAGACCCCAAUUA